AUAGAGCCGUCUGUUCCCUUUUAAUUCGGAUCUUGAAAUCCAUUAGCGAUUGAGCAUCUCUUGGACUUGCAAAGAGGCAAAUCAAACCGUUGGCUCACAAAUCAACGUCACCAAUCAAGAGGGAUCCUGACAGGAACCGCCCACAUUGGAUCAGAUCGCCUUAACCAAAACCUCGCCCACGCACAAACCCUCCACGCGAUUCCAGCUCCCAACCAAACCCAGAUCCCAAGUUAUGGGCAGCGCGCCGUCCCCGCCAUCGCGCCGGCGGUGGAGCUGGGGCUCGGCGCUCGCCGGCGCAGCCACGACGGCGGCGGCGGCGGCUGUGGUGCUGUGCCGGCCGAGGGACCCGAGCUUCGAGCUCAUCUCCAUCAGCCUGUCCACCUUCCACUUCCGGCCCCCCGCAGCGCUGGACAUCGGACUCACCCUCACCGUGCACGCCACCAACCCCAACGUCGUGCCCGUGCGCUACGGCGCCUCCACCGCCUCCAUCCUCUACGGCGGCGGGCACCUCGGCACCGCGCGCCUCGACGCCGGCGAGCAGCCGGCCACCUCCUGCCGCCUGCUCAACCUCCCCGCCCGCCUCGACGGCGUAGAGCUCGCGCACCGCGCGCGCGCAAUCCUCGCCGACGUCGCGCGCCGCCACAUGGAGCUGGACGCGGCCGUCGAGAUCGCCGGCGAGGCCGCGGUGCUCUUCUGGUCUCACCGUUUCUCCGUCCGCUUCAACAGCCACAUCGUCGUCGACCCCGUCUUCCUAGACGUCAUCGAGCAGGACAACCGCUCGGAGAUGCAGCUCCACCUUAUAUAAAAAACCGUCUCUUGUCAACCUUGUUCGCACAAUGGAAUGCAAAUGUGUAUGCCACUGAAAGCAUUUUUUGCAAA
Phragmites australis (common reed) is the source of this 879-nucleotide messenger RNA. RefSeq lists its product as uncharacterized. Gene Ontology annotation, biological process: response to desiccation. The record is from RefSeq and is a predicted model, not a curated record. Gene Ontology annotation, cellular component: plasma membrane. Bases 233 to 805 code for a protein of 190 amino acids. NCBI's taxonomy places the organism in Eukaryota, Viridiplantae, Streptophyta, Magnoliopsida, Poales, Poaceae. The transcript has a single exon.